Oreochromis aureus is the source of this 2089-nucleotide messenger RNA. RefSeq names its product NOP58 ribonucleoprotein homolog (yeast) (gene nop58). Gene Ontology annotation, molecular function: snoRNA binding. Lineage: Eukaryota; Metazoa; Chordata; Actinopteri; Cichliformes; Cichlidae. The coding region runs from base 111 to 1724 and encodes 537 amino acids. The record is from RefSeq and is a predicted model, not a curated record. The transcript has 15 exons. Gene Ontology annotation, cellular component: box C/D methylation guide snoRNP complex; small-subunit processome.
CCCUGUCCACGCCGCGUGUGUUUCAGAGUGAGGGCAGCAGCGUGGUGAUCGAGGUGGAAACGCGAAGGCUCCAGAGGUGUGCACAAUAACUGCACUAAGGCGCUGCCAAAAUGCUCGUGUUGUUUGAAACCGCAGCUGGAUAUGCAAUAUUCAAAGUCCUCAAUGAAUCCAAACUGCAGCAGGUCGACUGCCUGUAUAAGGAGUUUGAAACUCCCGAAAAAGCCAAUAAAAUCGUUAAGCUGAAGCAUUUUGAGAAGUUCCAGGACACAACAGAGGCCUUAGCAGCUGCGACUGCCCUUGUUGAGGGAAAACUUGGCAAGAGUCUGAAGAAGGUCCUGAAGAAAGUUGUUGCCAAGGAAGCUCAUGAGCAGCUGGCUAUUAGUGAUGCAAAACUUGGUGGCGUUAUCAAAGAAAAACUGGACCUGAGCUGUGUCCACAGCCCUGCUGUGGCUGAACUGAUGAGAUGCAUCAGGGGUCAGAUGGAGAGCCUCAUCACUGGACUUCCUCCCAGGGAGAUGAGUGCUAUGUCUUUAGGGUUGGCUCACAGUUUAUCCCGCUACAAGCUGAAGUUCAGUCCUGACAAGGUGGACACAAUGAUCGUGCAGGCUAUUUCUCUUCUGGAUGACCUGGACAAAGAACUUAAUAAUUACAUAAUGCGUUGCAGAGAGUGGUAUGGCUGGCAUUUCCCUGAGCUCGGAAAAGUGAUCACAGACAACUUAGCCUACUGCAAGAGUGUCCGCAAAAUAGGUGAUCGCACAAAUGUCGCUGGCUCUGAUCUAUCAGAUAUCCUCCCCGAGGAGAUCGAGGUCGAGGUUAAAUUGGCUGCUGAAAUCUCCAUGGGAACAGAAGUGUCAGAGGAAGACAUUGGCAACAUCAGGCACCUAUGUGAUCAGGUGGUAGAGAUUUCAGAAUACCGGGCUCAGCUCUACGACUACCUGAAGAACAGAAUGAUGGCAAUCGCUCCCAACCUCACUGUAAUGGUGGGGGAGCUGGUUGGCGCCCGUCUCAUCUCACAUGCAGGUUCCCUUCUGAAUCUGGCAAAGCAUCCAGCCUCCACAGUCCAGAUCCUUGGAGCAGAGAAGGCUCUUUUUAGAGCCCUGAAGACGCGCAAAGACACACCCAAGUAUGGUCUCAUAUACCAUGCUUCUCUAGUGGGCCAGACCACUGCUAAGAACAAGGGCAAGAUUUCCAGGAUGCUGGCAGCUAAAGCAGCCCUGGCUAUUCGCUAUGACGCUCUCGGAGAAGACACAAAUGCAGAAAUGGGUGCAGAGAACCGUGCCAAGCUGGAGGCCAGACUACGUCAGUUGGAAGAUAAGGGAAUUCGAAGAAUCAGUGGAACAGGCAAAGCAAUGGCAAAGGCAGAUAAAUACCAGCACAAGAGUGAAGUGAGAAUUUAUGAUCCGUCAGGUGAUUCUACGAUUCCGUCCACAUCGAAGAAGAGGAAGUUUGAGGAGGUAGAAGAAGAGGAUGCCACAGAGCCCACGACACCAGCAGUCAAACCCAAAAAGGCAAAACAGGAGUUGGCAAUAGAAGAAGAAGAACAAGCAGAAACAUCAGCGGCAGCAGAGGAGACCCCAAAGAAAAAGAAGAAGAAAAAGAAGGAUAAGAAAGCAGAGGAGAAAAUGGAAGAACCAAAGGAAGAAGAGGUGGUAGCAGUUACUGAGACAACAGAGAAGAAGAAAAAAAAGAAAAAGAAGGUAAAAGAGGAGCAGGAAGAAGAUUGAAAGGAGAGGAGAGUGUAAAUAGUUUUGUUUUUUUGUCUUUUAUUUUUAUUAUUCAAUUAUAUUUUCUGAGGACAAUACAGUAUUGAGUGCCUGUCUGUGGACAUCUGAAAAGAAGUUCACAGUAAACAGAGUAAUCAUUAGAUCUCAUUCUUUUCUGUUGUCAUAAAGAAACUGUACAAUAAGUCUUUUUUUCUUUUUCUUUUUUCUUUUUUUUGAAGAUGCUUAAGCUUAAUCUACCAAAAGCCUGUGUAGAUGAGCAUUUGUUUUAUUCACAAAGAGAUCUAAUUGAGUCAUGAGUUCAGUACAGAUUUCCCAGUUCUCUUGUGAUAAACAAAACCAGGUGAAAUAAAACCUUUUGCUCAAAU